UUUUUUACCACAAAACUUUUUAUACAUAUUAAAAUACUUAACGUAAGUAUGUAUAGACGUAUAUUUAUUCGUUUUCGUCUGUGUUGGUUUAUGGUCUUCCUUCUCUCCGGAAGUGACGAAUCCAUAGUUUGCUCAAGGUAAAUACAUGCGCUUAUGAGGGCAACGCGUUGGGGAGAAGUUUUCUUAGAACUAUCUUCAUCGUCAGCGUGAAGAAAGAUUUUGGCCUGGCGGUAUGAACGAGUCGGCAAACUACCCUCCGCCCGACUUUGGCUUUCCUCCUUCGAAUUCCUUCCAGUCGUUCCAGCAGCAGCAGUCGCACUCGAGUAGCUUCCAUCCCACCAUGUGGAGCUGGAGCGAAACGCCUAUCGAACACAGCUGGGGCUGCGACAGUAGUGUUGGUAGGCACCACGGGUCAGCGGCAAGUUAUGGGUUCUCAUCAAACCGUGGAAACCACGGACCUACACAUACAUACGGUCAAAACUUUAGUCAUGAAUGGCAUCGAGGUGGACAUCAAAGCUACCGAGCUCCCAGCCAUCAUGGAAAAAAGAAAAACAGGAAAGAACCAGAGUAUUCCCAUUUUUGUGACACCUGCGACCGGGGCUUCAAAAACCAGGAAAAGUACAAUGAGCAUGUCUCUCAGCAUGUCAAGUGUUCUGUGGCUGACUGCAGCUUCAUGGCCCAUGAAAAACUUGUCAGCAUACACUGGAAAAAUAACCAUGUGCCAGGAACUAAACGAAUCAAACUGGACACACCGGAGGAGAUUACUAAAUGGAGAGAGGAAAGGCGCAAAAACUAUCCAACACUUGUGAAUAUUGAGAAGAAGAAAAAAGUCCUGGAGGUGCGGGAGGAAACGGGAGCUGUCCUGGAAACAGCUCAGUUUGGACGAAUGAGAGGAAGAGGCAGAGGUCGUGGUUGGAAAAACAGAGGAUUCCAAGGGCGACAUCUGAGACGGCCACACUCAUCGGACUGCAGUGUUACAGAGAAGCCUAAACCACUCACCCACCCAUGCAGGGACGGGGAUCCACUCGGAGCACUAGCCACUAGUGACCAUGAUUCUGACAGAGAGGAGUCCAGGACCAGUGGCUUGGUUGUGGCCCCUAAGAAGAUGAGCUCAGCUCUGGGCUCCCUAGUAGCAAACUACGGAUCCAUGAGUGAAAGUGAUGAGGAACCAGCCACACCCAUUCAGACAGGUAAGGAGCUGGUGCAAGAGAACCAGGACCUUCUAAACUUAAUACCACCCAACCCUCAGAAGAGGGCACCUGCCAGGGGUAGAGAGGCUUUUUUACAGAAUGCAGAGAGACAGAAAAUGGUUCAGACAGAUUCCAGGCUUCACAUGCCCAACAGCAAAGGAGGAAGAGCGGGAAGAGGAAGACUACCACAGUUACAUCGCCCCACUUUGCUUGAAAUGUUACUGGCCCCAGAUAUCCGACACGAGAGGAAUGUCCUCCUGCAGUGUGUACGCUACAUUGUCAGAAACCACUUCUUUGGGCUGGAGAGCAGAUGUCACAACCAGGAGAAAACUGGAAACAAGGGCACAACAUCUGUUACAAAUGGAGAGCAUGAAGGAAGAUGGGAAGAGUCUUCACAGAAAAUCCAAGCUGCGUCCCUGUUUGCCGCCUCGAUUAGUAGUGAGGGACAUUCAGCAGUCCUGGAUGUUGGCAGUACGGAGGUUUUAGUUACUGGUGAAGUUUCUGCAGUUAAGCAAGCUCCUUGUAUACUGAAUCACCAAGGGUCUACACGAGGACCUAAUGAACCUACUGUGGAGUCUUUAGGAAGUGUUGGUGAUUGUACAGGUGAUUUCAUCCCAAAUACUGAGGAGACAACUGCCAGCGAUGUAAACCAUCCUGAUUUGUCCUCGAUGGAUGGGAUCACAUGUAUCUCAAAUAUGUAUGAUGAUGAAAUAUGGGAGAGCCCCAGUGUUCAAGUGUGAAAGACCCAAAAUAGUCGGUCUUAUUUUUUUUAUUUUUUAUUUUUUUGAUAUGAGUUUAUUAUGUAAAGACAGACUGUCUUGUAAAAUAAAUCACGUGAUGUGUAGUGAUGAAUUCUGAA
Messenger RNA from Oreochromis niloticus (Nile tilapia), 2049 nucleotides. RefSeq names its product nuclear FMR1 interacting protein 1 (gene nufip1). The transcript is spliced from 10 exons. Gene Ontology annotation, molecular function: RNA binding. The record is from RefSeq and is a predicted model, not a curated record. Gene Ontology annotation, cellular component: nucleus. The coding region runs from base 233 to 1930 and encodes 565 amino acids. Gene Ontology annotation, biological process: box C/D snoRNP assembly. NCBI's taxonomy places the organism in Eukaryota, Metazoa, Chordata, Actinopteri, Cichliformes, Cichlidae.